Molecule: messenger RNA, 5024 nt
Organism: Chelonia mydas (Green sea turtle)
Lineage: Eukaryota; Metazoa; Chordata; Testudines; Cheloniidae
Product: thyrotropin-releasing hormone receptor-like
Exons: 3
Coding region: 156-1553 (465 amino acids)
Biological process (GO): phospholipase C-activating G protein-coupled receptor signaling pathway
Cellular component (GO): membrane
Molecular function (GO): thyrotropin-releasing hormone receptor activity
Source: RefSeq, a predicted model, not a curated record
CAGCCCCAGCACCUCCGCCCCGGGACGCCUCUGGCCGCCCCGCCCGGCCAGGGAGCUCCGAGCGGGUGAAGUUCGCCCGGCCCGGCCCGGCCCGGCCUCUCUCUCCGGCUUAGAGGCAAGAGGGGUUCAGGCAAAGGAGCGCUCGGGCGGGGUGAAUGCGGCGGCGCCGGGGCUGCGAAGCGAUGGCAGGCGCCGAAAGUUUGGGCCAGCGGGACACCUGUCUGUGCCGCGGGUUGGCUGUCUCCGAGCCCAGAAUCGCUGCUGCUGCUGGGGUGUCUGGGGGACUCCUGAAGUGCAGCCAGGGAGCUGGUGAGAGCAUCUGGGGAGCCCUGGGGACCAGCAGGAGAUCUCCCAAGCAAGGCCACAUGGAGAACGAGACCUUGGCCUUUGGACCCCCUCUGGGCAACAGCAGGGUCAACCAGACCCUAGGGAAGAUGCCCCAGCACCCUCUGGAGCUGCAGGUGGUGACCAUCUUGCUGGUGCUGCUGAUCUGUGGGGUGGGCAUCGCGGGGAACAUCAUGGUGGUACUGGUGGUGCUGCGCACCAAGCACAUGGUGACCCCCACCAACUGCUACCUGGUGAGCCUGGCCGUGGCAGACCUGAUUGUGCUGCUGGCGGCAGGGCUGCCCAACAUAUCGGAGGUGGUGGCCUCCUGGGUGUACGGCUACGCCGGCUGCCUGUGCAUCACCUACCUGCAGUACCUGGGCAUCAACAUCUCAGCAUGCUCCAUCACCGCCUUCACGGUGGAGCGCUACAUCGCCAUCUGCCACUCCAUCAAAGCGCAGCUGCUCUGCACCGUGGCCCGGGCCAAGCGCAUCAUUGCUUGUGUCUGGCUCUUCACCUCCCUCUACUGCAUGAUGUGGUUCUUCCUGGUGGACACUGCCCAGGCGACCUUCUCAGACGGGGUGCAGGUCAGCUGUGGCUACAGGGUCUCCAGGAACCUAUACCUGCCCAUCUAUUUCCUGGACUUCACUGUCUUCUAUGUCAUCCCACUGGGGCUGGCCACUGUCCUGUAUGGCCUCAUUGCCCGCAUCCUCUUCAUGAGCCCCCUGCCUGCCAGCCCCCAGGACUCUGGCAGGCUCAGCUUCAUGCACCAGGGCAAGCCGCCCAGCUCCAGCUCAAUGAAGCUCUCCUGCCAGGGCAACAACGGGGCUCUGAGCUCCAGGAAACAGGUGAUCAAGAUGUUGGCUGUGGUAGUGAUCCUCUUUGCCCUGCUGUGGAUGCCAUAUCGCACAUUGGUGGUAGUGAACUCCUUCCUGGACCCUCCGUACCUCAACAUCUGGUUCCUCCUCUUCUGUAGGAUGUGCAUUUACCUGAAUAGUGCCAUCAAUCCCAUCAUUUACAACCUGAUGUCUCAGAAAUUUAGAGCAGCUUUCAAAAAGUUAUGCAAAUGUGAACAGAAAAGGACUGAGAACCCCACCCCGUACAAUGUUCCGGUGUACUAUAGCGUCAUGAAGGACUAUUCCCAUGACAGCUCCGAUCAUGAUGUCACAGAACAAGAAGAUCUAAAUGGUUUCUCCACAACAGUGAAGAAAAGUAAACUUUACAGAUAAACAUGGUGACCAUAAAACAACAUAGACUUUGGGAAGUACGUGGUUGUAUUUUACACUGUCUGGAACGUCCUAUUGAAAAUUGUUUCUGCCAUAUGCGGAGAGCACACAACAAGAUUAAUUUAAGAGCUCUCUAGGGCAUUUAACAAAAUAGAUUCGUAGAGGGCAAAUUAAUUUUCUUUUCCUGAAUGCUAAUUUAUUCACAAUUAGAUUGUGUGUUAGACUUUUGGCAGCAUUUUGCAUGGUCUGUAGUUAAUGUGGUGGUGCAAUUACAUUUCCUGUUAUGCACAAAUAUUUUUAUUUGUUGGGCCUAGUCAGGGUUUGCAUAGGAAACCUAAGAAAAUCCAGGUGCUGCAGGGGGUUGUACAGGGUCUUCAGUAGGAUAUCUUUUCUCUGAACCAAUGCCUCCCAAACAGUAGUAAGGGGCACUGUAUUGCUGAAGUGUCAUCUUUCUGGUGGGACAUAGGACCAAGACCCAGGCCACUUGAAGUCAUUUAAUGAAGAUCUCAUAGGGCUUUCAAUAAUAGGAGAGGUGUCAGCUCUAUUGUCCUGGCCAAAUUCCAAUUUGGAAAAUUUUAUUCUUCCUACUUAAAGUCUCUCCAGCAUCUACAACUGCAUACAGUACUCUUCCUUUUCUGUUCUGCUGUAACUUUUAGUGUGAUGUUGCUGUGUACUGUUGAACAGCUGCCACACGCUAUCCCAGAGGUGGCUGCAUUUCAGUGGCAAGCAAAAUGAUUGUGUUAGAUACCUUAAAUAAUUUGUAAAAGUUUGUAAAGUGUCAUGGGGCCCUUUGUGAUGAAUGGUCCUAUGUAAAUGUGUAAUAUUAUUGUUUCUAAUUGUGGUUACACUCUAAGAAGAGAAAUGGAUAUUCAGAAUUGUACAGUUCAAUGAAACCAUCCUGUGGAGCAUGUCCCAUACCUGCAAGUUAUUAUUUGGACUAGAUCAAAAGCAUAGAAGAUUGCACAUGAUUAAAAGGAACAUUCUGAAUCCUGGGAAUUCCUAGGGAAGAUUUUGCUCCAUAAAACAAAUGGCAGCCAUUGGUAAUCCUGGUGAGCGACAGAGACUUUCUGUGAGACUCUCACCAUACAUUGGAGAUUCUUUCGUCACUGUGUGGCAUCUUACAGCUCCAUAUCCUCAAAUUAGAAAGGGACUGUACAGUAUGUUUAGAGCACAAAUGUGCAGCUAUCCAGCUGUACACCUACAGAAGAGAACUGUUCUGAGAACCGAACCUGCACUUCAUUCUGACCUAUCUGAGGACUAUACAGCAUAUAUUUGGUUUUGGUGUGAUAUGUGGCUGUAUGUGUGUGUAUAUAUAUUAUACUGUCUUUUAUUUAACUAUCUGGUCCAAAAUAAUUUUAAGGCAAAGAAAAUGUUUAAAAAAUGCAAAUUGUUGUUUCAGAUGCAUACUAUAGGAAUGUUCGGGAAUUUAUGAACAGAUGUGCUUCAUGUGCUAACAGCUGGCCUGUCAUUAAUGUAUGUGAGUCUUUAGGAACCAACUAUUGUGAUUAUCACUGGGAGUUCUGCUCACUGAUUUUAAAUCACAGCUUCAAUUGGAUUCUACAAAGAGAAUUGGAUAGAAUUACCAGGGCUACAGCAUUGGAAAAUUGUACCAAAGGAGCAAGUAAAAGACACAGCUUACAGGAAACAAUUUUUCUUUUAUCUUAAUAUUUUGUGGCACUAAGUAGAGGUUACUAAUAAGAUUAACAUGCAGCUCAGAGCAGAACAGCUGCCACCACACAAAAUCAUCAAGUGUAAAGGUCUCAAAAACAAUGGUAGGCACACGCAAGGUAUAAUAGAAACUUGGAAAGCUGCUGAAUACAUCAAAAUGUGCCAUGAUUAAUGACCUCACAUUAAAAGUAGCCCAAGUGCCACUCCAGAAAUUCAAGACACAAUAAUUCCAGCUGGUUUCCUAUUCUAUAAUGAGACAAUCUGUCAUGCAACUCUGCAGGUAAACAAGUUUCAUUUGUAUGUAUGAUCAUGGUGAAUAGGGAAGUAUUGUGAUUAUAGCUAUUUAUUUGUAUUACAGUAGCAUCUAAGGCCCUUGAUACAGAUCAGGGCCCCUCUACAUUCAUACAUGUAAUGAAGCUGUACAUACAUGUAAUGAACAGACCGUCACUGUCCCAAAGAGCUUACCGCGCCUAGCUAUGUUUAUAUAGAGUAUACUGAAGUGUGCACCAGGGACGAUAGAGAGGGGGUCCCCAGGUACUCAGCGAAUGGAUACCUUAGGCAUUAAUAAAUACACUGAAGAACUGUGCAUAAUGAAAGACCAGUACAAGCCUUCACUGGCUGAGCUGGGGUUUGCUUGAAAAUUUGUUUAGAAUGUUUGCUAUGUCAAAUCCUGUAUUUCUAUACAGCAAAAGAGCACUAUUGACCUGGAUGGGACUUUUCAGCCUUUCCCCUACCCCAGCCACCUCUUUUAAUCGAUAAAAAGCAGAUAUAAUCUAGAGAUGAAUUCAAACCAAACUCCUGAAUCCAAACACUACUGAAAUCUUAGCCCUGAUCUGCACCCAAAUCUUAUGGCUGGUCCAUAUAUCUAUAACAAGCCAAACCAGACAGCAGAUCCACCUCUCAUGGGAUUCAAUGCCUGCUACUGAAUUUUCAAUUCUGUGUAACCUCGGGUCUUAUUCUCCCAUUUGUGGCUGAUCCACAAACUAGAAUGAUCCUGGUGCCCGGCAGAAUGGACAUAGAGAACAACUGCAGUUUAGAAGGAUAGGAGGUAGGUAUAUACAGUAGUUUCAAUUUGUGAGAGCAAUAAACCCAAAUGUUAAUAGGCCUCCAGUCCUAAUGAGCCAAUAGGUUCCAAUGGACAUAUUCAGCAUCAAAAUGAUAGCAACUGCAUCUACAUUCAGUAACUAGUGGGCCAUUCAUCCACUGGUUUGUGAUGUUAUUUCCCCCCUGGCAUGGGGUAUAAUACCCCCAGAAAUACCCUCAUAACAAAUUGCUCGGUGCCAGUGAGGCGGUGGAUGGAGUUUGAUGAACAAGAAGCAGUACACACAUUAUCAGAAUAAGUUUGGGAUUGUUGACCAGCUGUAGUUAGGCAUUUUACCUGACAUUGGUGGACAUGAUGAGUGAAAUCUAGGUCACAGUGACCCUUGUUAACAAUCCACAGAGGCGAUGCUUAAGGUAGUGACUUUAAACAGGUUUAUACCCCAAACUGGAUCAGCUCUGCCAAUUUCAAUAAUAAAGCAGAAUUACCAGUAACUCCCUCUGCCUCCUCUCAAGACCUCAAAGAAGUGCUUGAACCCAAUAGGUGGGCAGUGGGCAUCGGAUGUAGGUUAAACUCGACUUAGACAGAAAUGGCUGAUACACACCAAGAAAUGAGCCUGAAAAUUCAGAUAUCUAGCUAGCCUUUAGAAACACAUUAGUUUCCUUUUGAGCUACUACAAUCCAUCAGUGAUCUUCCUGAAAACACCAUCCUAGCCACUAUGAAUGUAGAAGCCCUCUACACCAACAUUCCACACAAAGAUGGACUAC